AUGUUUGUAAAGAGGUAUAAUAAGAGUUGUUUAGUUGCUGUUUUGUUUUUAUGCUGUUUGAUAAAGGAAUGUGUAACAUGUUUUACGGAAGAUGAAUCUGAAGUUACAAAAGUAAAGUCUGGAAGUUCAUUUUAUGAAGAAUGUAGAUGUGAUGAACCAGGUCCGACAGGCGUUCAUUUGAAAUGGUUUGACAUAAACGAUCAAGAAGUAAUAGCAUUAGGACCAGGUACGAAAUCGAAUGUAUAUACGGAAUGGAUUGAUGAAAAAGUAUACGGUUUGUAUAUUUCCAACGUAACCAAAUCAAUAUCUGGUGCAUAUAAGUGCGUGACAAACUUCAGUGGACAACAAUACACAAAAGUAUUUAAUAUUGAAGCUUACGAUUUACCAUACUUCGUUAAUACAGCAGAGAUCCAGUAUCUUGUUAAUGGAAAAGAUGAGUUAGUUAUUUGUGAAGCUCGAGGUGAAACUGAUCCUUUUAUAAGUUGGCAUAAAGAUAAAGACGGUUUUAUUGAGAUAUCAGACGAUGACAAAUAUGAGAUAGUUUCUUCAAAAGGUCUCAUAAUUAGAAAUGUCACAAAAGAAGAUGGAGGAAUUUAUAAAUGCACAGCAUCAGACCUAGAAACAGGUGAAGGAAUCGACAAAGAUAUUAAAGUUGAGGUUACGUACAUGCCAACUUUAGAUGGCCUCAUAGCUACACCGGAAGCGACUGUUGUUGUUGGUGAGACGUUAACCAUAGAAUGUGUUGCAAAGGGAAUGCCUCCUCCUGAAUAUAUAUGGAGGAAAGUCUCAGAAAUGGAACCCGCAGAUGUUAAUGUGACUUGGCACCAAAUAACAAACACCAUUGUAUUCGAUAGUGUUGUAGCAGAAGAUAGAGGUAUUUACGAGUGCACCGCUUUUAAUGCUGCUGGCAAUGCAACUAAAGAAAUUACGAUUGAUGUACUGGUUCCACCUGAAAUUACACAAUUUAACAAUAUUACAAUAAUAGAAGGUGAAACCCCACAAAUUAUAUGUAAAGCAAUAGGAAGACCCAGGCCGAAAGUUUCAAUGACAUUUGAAGGUGGUGCAUCGGAUGAUAACAAAGGAAUAUACUGGCACAUAUGGAAUACAAGUGAUUUUGAAACUAAAUUUCAAUUAUCAUUUAGUCAAGUCAAGAGGACACAUCAGGGAUCUUAUAUUUGUAACGCAAGUAAUGAAGUGGAUUUUGCAACUAAAGAGAUAUACAUGUCAGUAUUACACAAACCAUAUUUGAACUCAGCCACGGAAAGUUUAUGGGGCUGGAAUGGAAAAAUUGUAAAUUUAACCUGUGAAAACGAAAGUAAUCCACCUUCUCAAAUUUAUUGGAGGUAUCAAGGGAACGAUAUAUCAACAGCGGAGCAAGUGUUAAUUAAUAACAUGUUAGAAGAAAAAGUAAACAAUACGUCAGAAUACUUUAUACCGUUACUUAUUGACAAGCCAUCUCUGUAUGGAAUAUACGAAUGCGUAGUAAGAAAUGAUUACGGCGAAGACACAAAAACUAUUACGCUGCGAGAAGGAUUCACCCCACCUUCCAUUAAAAAUGUCACUAUACUUGAAAUAACUUCAACAUCGGCAACCUUCGCUAUUGUGGGACCUAAUGAAGUAAAUGGUCCGCCUGUAAUUGGUUUUACGGCUGAAUAUGACGAAUCAAACAACUACGAUAUCACCGACAUUCAUAUCAAUAGAACUUGGUCGAUAGAUAGACCGUACAAAGUGGACAAAUUGAAACCAAAUACAACGUAUUAUAUCAAGUUUGCAGCUGUAAACGACGUCGGUGCGGGGCCGUGGAGUGAAAGUUUGGAAUUUAUUACCCUCGAGACAUCCGCCACCGACCCUCCAGAAUGGGAUGUAGAAUCAGAAUCUUUAAUAGCGGCAAGUAACAAGCAAGUUCUUAGCUGGAAGAUUCCUGAAUAUACUGAAGAGCCGAUAGAUUACUAUGCUUUACGUUAUUGUCCGAUGAUGAAUAGUAUAGUUCAAGAUGAUUUAUGCCAAGAAGAAAUUAUCAAAUCCAACGAAUUUGAAUUAACAGAUUUUAAGUAUAACACAACAUACUCUUUAGAAUUAAUUGCACAUAACCCUCAAGGCAAUUCAUCUGCUUCACGUCUUUAUGUUAUAAUGCCAGCGGAAGAUUUAUCACCGAUGUUGUCAGCUGGUGCUUUUAUAGGUUUAUCAGUAGUAGUGGUCUUCAUUUGUUUAUUGCUGCUCGAUUUACUAUUCCUGCUUUGGCGGCGGCAAGGAAUUAUGGCAAAGUGCUGUUAUAAGAAAAAGAAUAAGAGAACAGAAGAUAGUCUUAGAUCACGGGAUAAAAAGGGUCUCCUUAAAAGCGGCGAAUCGACUUCAGGUGAAAGUAUGAAGAGACCGAGCAAUGGACAUAAAGAAUACGAAUACGACAAAACCACUGGAGUCAUUAUUGGAAAACAUUCAGCAGUUUGA
This is a messenger RNA of Parnassius mnemosyne (clouded apollo), 2448 nucleotides long. The record is from the annotation of a GenBank genome assembly. Lineage: Eukaryota; Metazoa; Arthropoda; Insecta; Lepidoptera; Papilionidae.